This is a messenger RNA of Marchantia polymorpha subsp. ruderalis, 1260 nucleotides long. NCBI's taxonomy places the organism in Eukaryota, Viridiplantae, Streptophyta, Marchantiopsida, Marchantiales, Marchantiaceae. The record is from the annotation of a GenBank genome assembly.
UUUGCGCUUGCGCUUGCAGCAGAAGCGUCGGGUCCACCUUCCACCGCGACCGCGAGGGUGCGUGCGUCUUUCUCGUCGAAUGUGCACGAAUGUGAGUUAAUGAAGUGCAUAGCUCCUCCCGUGCUCUAGUUUCAGAGCUUCAGAGCUUCAGAGCUUCAGAGCCUCGAUCUCGAAAUCGGGCAGGGACAGGGAGGGACGGAGAUUUGGGCGGACCCUGGGAGGGCAAGAGAGUAGAUCUCUGAAGGCGAAGAUUGGGAAGGGACGGGCAAGAACUUUGGAGCAGGUGGGGGAUCGCGGCUUGUGUGCGAAUCGAAGGCGAGAGGACAUUGCAGGAGAGAAGAGCGAGCGAGCGAUCGGGAGAGAUGGCGACGGCGUCGUCGAGGGCAGGCGACGCGAUAUCGAUAUUUCGCGCUUUGCUACGAGUUCGGAGAGAAGCGUUUGCUGGCGACAAGCAGGCUCUGAAGUUAUCGGCCGCCCAGAUCCGGCAGGAAUUUGAGGCCAAUCGACAUGUGACCGAUGAGGCGACGCUUUCCGAGUUGCUUGCUCAAGGUCGAGAGGCUGUGGAUUUCAUCGCUCUGAAUGUGGUUCAGGCAAAACUCAACGACAGAGGCAACUACGAAAUGAAGUUGGAGAAAGAGCAUGCCGGAGAAACGGCUGAAGAAGUUGUCCCCACGACCAAGAAGGGAAAGAAGACCCCUUCGUAAUUGGCGGAUUCGUCCGUAUCUGCGAGCAAUGGCUCCCCUGAAUUUUCAGGACAGCAUUCAGUUUUGGUUCGCGUGGCACCGAAGGGCACGGUAGAGAUUUGGGUUCAGAUUUUGAAACGCUGGAAAGGGCUUUUGACUCCCUGCAAUCGGUGACAUGCAAUAUCUCACAGUUUUGCCGCUUCAAGUGGCUCUCGCUGUGCAAGUUUCAAGCACUGACAGGAAGUAGUAUCUCGUAACGAGGAGAAACGCUGCUGGGUUACUCUACGGCAUCCUGUAUAGCUCAAUUUAGAACCGUGCCGGAGACUAUUCUGCGGCCUUCGUGAAGGCGGGAUCACAUUGGGGCCACAUGUAAUUCAAUACAGUCGGCACCGUCCUUUCAGCAGCAGAUGAAUCAAGUCUUCACGAUCUGAGACGGAAGUCGAGGGAAAUGUCUUUGGAGUAUAUCGAGUGGCAGGGUAUAUUAAAGGAGCCGGUUACAAUGUUGUAGGAAUCGUGCUGAACACAGUAAAGACGAACGACAAUUUCCAAGUCACUGCUUGAGUAACGACAUUGCUUG